Epinephelus fuscoguttatus (brown-marbled grouper) is the source of this 4420-nucleotide messenger RNA. It is a transcript of the gene tmem161b, whose product is annotated as transmembrane protein 161B. The transcript is spliced from 12 exons. Bases 215 to 1693 code for a protein of 492 amino acids. The record is from RefSeq and is a predicted model, not a curated record. NCBI's taxonomy places the organism in Eukaryota, Metazoa, Chordata, Actinopteri, Perciformes, Serranidae.
CCUCUACUGCAGUUGAAAAUACUUGGGAGCGGAGGCUGAUUUUUGACGAUGUAACCGGUCUCUGAGAGGAUAUGGCGAGAAUUUGAAUGAGAAACCCCUUCGUGUUGUGCAUACCCAUCGCAAGAAGGGCUUAUGUGCUCCUCGCCGCUUGAUUUCCGACUCGGGGUGCUCAGUGUUGUCGGGGUAGAGUCCGUUUCAGCUGCACUGCAUCAACAUGGGUGUGAUUGGUGUGCAGCUGGUGGUUACCAUGGUAAUGGCCAGUGUAAUUCAGAAAAUCAUACCUCAUUAUUCCUUCGCAAGAUGGCUACUCUGCAGUGGCAGUCUGCGGUGGUAUCAGCACCCUACGGAAGAUGAGUUGAGGAGCUUAGCUGGGAAACAAAAAGGACAGAAGAAGAAAGACAGGAAGUACAACGGUCACAUAGACAAUAAGCCGCUAACGGUUCCAAAGGAUAUAGAUCUACAGCUGGAGACGAAAUGCAUCGCAGAAGUCGACACAUUAGCAUUGCAUUACUUCCCAGAGUUCCAGUGGCUGGUGGAUUUCACAGUAGCGGCAACUGUGGUCUAUCUGAUAACAGAACUCUACUACAGUGUGGCUCAGCCCUCAGGAGAGAUGAACAUCAGUGUGGUCUGGUGCCUGCUAGUACUCGCUUUUGUCAUUAAGACCCUUUUCUCUCUCACGGCUCACUACUUCAAGCUGGAGGAAGGAGGGGAGCGUUCACUCUGCAUUACUUUUGCUUUCUUCUUUUUUGUCAAAGCCAUGGCCAUCCUCAUUGUCACUGAAAACUACCUGGAGUUUGGUUUGGAAACAGGUUUUGCAAACUUCUCUGACAGUGCUCUACAGUUUCUGGAGCACCAGGGCUUAGAGUCCCAGGGUCCCAUAUCUAAACUCACCUUCAAACUGAUCCUGGCCUUGCUCUGCUCCCUGAUUGGAGCCUUUCUAACUUUCCCUGGUCUUCGAUUGGCCCAGAUGCACCUAGAUGCACUCAAUCUGACCACAGCCAAAUUUACACAGACUCUGCUUCAUAUCAACUUCCUGUCCCCUCUUAUCAUGGUCCUGCUGUGGGUGAAGCCCAUUACCAAGGACUACAUAAUGAACCCCACUCUGGAAAAGGAGAAUGUGCCUUUGAUGACUGAGGAUACGUAUGAUACGUUGCGGUUAUGGGCCAUCAUACUGAUGUGUAUGCUCCGGCUCGCUAUGAUGAGACAUCAUUUGCAGGCCUACCUCAACCUGGCCCAGAAGGGUGUGGACCAGAUGAAGAAGGAGGCGGGACGGAUAAGUACUGUUGACCUGCAGAAGAUGGUUGCACGUGUUUUUUACUACUUGUGUGUAAUCGCACUACAGUAUGUGGCACCACUGGUGAUGCUGCUGCAUACAACUUUGCUGCUAAAAACCUUAGGUGGACACUCCUGGUGGGUCUAUCCUGAAGAAGACCUGCCGUGCAUCUAUGAUAUUAACUCUGACUCUGUGAUGGGGGCCGCACCAAUAGCAGCCCCAACACCAGCUUCAGUGGGAGAAACAGGAGCCCGGGCAUCAGUAGCCCAGCUGUCAAUGGCCCUGGGAGGCCUGCGGACUGUCUUCAGCCCAUUGCUUUUCCGGGGCCUCUUCUCCUUCUUUACUUGGUGGAUUGCUGCCUGCCUCUUCUCCACCUCCCUCUUCGGCCUCUUCUAUCAUCAGUAUCUCAUGGCGGCAUAGCAUCACCAGCCCAGCAGUGGCAGCCACACCCCCACAGGGCCACUGUACGUCUGGCCUGAUCAGAAAGGACUGAGUGGGGGCGACAGAGGCCUACUGAUGACUCUGCUCACCAACCUCUCCCUUCCCUCCCUCUGACCACCUCAACAAUGACUGACCAUAUCAUCAGAGCUCCUGGUUCAAUUUCCAGUGCUUCCUCCACAGAUGACUCUGUGAACUCUUGUCAUUGUUUUUACUACAACGACCACUACCUUUUUAUUUGGAGAGCGAGAUUUAUAAACUUUAAUAACAGACGGACUUAGAAGAAUAUUAAUCGGUGUCAGUGUAUUGGCAUAAUAAUGAGAAAUCGGUCCAGUUUGCUGUGUGAAAUUUGAAUGAUAUGAGGUAAAAUAAUGUCUCAGAUGCUGAUUACAAUUGAUUUUACGUGUUGAAAUGUGGUAUGGCAGUUCUGCUCAGUUCCACCAGUGGCAGAAGGGGUUUAAUUAAUGUUCUUGUUGAUAUUUUUGUUUUUAAACUGAGCUCAUAUGAUGAGUUUGAUCCAUCAACAUCUUCAGAAUUCUGAUAGAUUUUACUUUAGAAAGCCUUAAACGCAGCCUCUUACAGCUCCAUGCAUGUAGGAGUCCGAUUCCAGACUGUCCCUCUUCUUUAAAUCUAUUUCCAGUGGUCACUAAGGCUUGUUUAAGCUAGUAUUGGCAAUGAAUUACAUCAGACUUAUCCAGGAAAAGCCUCUGGAGUUACUCUGCAUGACUGGAUACAUGCUGUUAGGUUUAAGUUUUAUUAUUUGCAGGUCCUGGACAUUAAGAGUCAUGCAACCAUCUAUAUUCCAGUCUGUAUCACAGCCCAUUAUAAGACUUAUUUCCCACAGUGACAGGUUGUAGAGAAGCUACAUUAAUGUCACAGAAUAUCAUUGAAUCUGGAGAUGUUCGUGGAGGCUAAUGUGUGACCUCAUAUUAGCUUAAAAUCACUGUGUUUUUAAAGGUUUGGGGAAAACUGCCAUACUUGUGCCCGAUGUUUGUCUUUUGAUCAAAACUUUAAAAUAUGUGUGUUCAAACAAAAUUGCCUGCUUAACUAAAAUGUUGAAAUUCCAUUGCCACGGACCACAAAAGUGUCUGAAAUAGUCUUAAAACGUCGCAGCAAGGACUGGUGCGUCUCUGUUGGUUGGGGGAGGAAGGAGGGAGGGGCAGCCUUUCCAGAAUGGCUGUCAGCUAAACAGGGUCAGAAUGUGGACAACCCGAAGAAGAGCUGUACCUGCAGAGGAGGAAGAGAAGACGUUAAACUCAUGGGAGACAUCUCAUUGACUUGAAGCUGAUGUAUUUAAAUGUUUAAUCUGCGUCGUAACCUCCCCGGUUUUUUAACUGAGCCAUUUUAGAAGCUACGAGUGAAUUUUAAGCUCCUUUUUCGGAGCGGCAGAGAUGAUUUAAAGGGAGGACAGCACUGAGGGUUCAGUCGAGGUAUGUGCUUGUGUCUGUGUGUCUGUCUGCAUGUGUAGGAUCUCUGCUGUUAGGUCAGCUGUAAUCUGAAAGGGCAUUGUGAUCAAGAGGAGAUGAUGUCAACUAAUGUUGAUAAGCUACCGCCUUUAUGUUCUGCUUUUCUUUUUUUUUUUUCAACUUAUACCCAUCCAUUGCUUUUAAACUCGUUUGAGAACAAUCGUUUUGUUUCGUAUUCUUUUUCUCAUGGAUCAAAUUGUGAAUUUGUACAAGUUUUCACUUUUAAAAAUGGUGCCAAGUGAGUGUGUUCCCCUGUCCCAGUGGCUAAAGAUUUGGUGUCUGCAAGUGUUCGAAACUGUAACUGGACUACAACUCUGCGGCCUUCUGUUUUCUGUAGAUCCAUCUUGAUAAAGAAGGAAUCAAAAGCCGUUGUUCACAGCAACACAAUGGUAUUAACAGUGUCUUUGCAUACUGCAGUUUUCUGGUGGGUAAAUGUACGCACAAACAGUCAUUGGGCCCUAACAUGAUUGUUCAGUCCAUUCAGGAAUGUAGGAUACAUGGUGCCAGAUUACUACAGGUCUCUGGCAUUUCAUUUUGUCAUUAUUACACCACAGAGUUCUAAUCUCUGAACUCCAGCUCUGUGAGUUUUGUACAGGACACAUUUUACAAACUCAAGCAGCACCAUAUCACAUUUUUUAGCUCCAGAUGUCGAAAGUCUUAGCUUCAGUUUUGUGUGUGUGAACUAUGGGGGAAUAUGCACAUAAUGAAUGUAUCAAUCCUGCCUAAUUUGUAGAUUGUUUUCAGGAAAAUGAUUUGUAUGGUGAGUUGAAUUAAUACGCCCCUCUCCCCCCACUCCCCUGCACUUCCUCAAGUCUUUACUACCAUCUGUUAAAUCUACCUUUCAAACUAAUCCUAAUUUGUCGUAACGACUGUUUUAAUCGAUUGAUUUAUCUUUGUUUUUGUAUUUAUUACACAUGCCGAGGCCUGUAAACAUUUCUGAUUUUAACAGCGCACACUUUAUUUUGUUAUUGGAGUCCACGAUGGCUUAAUUGAAUCAUUUUUGAAACCGUGUUUGACAAAUCAAUUGCAGAUUAACUUUUUUUUUUUUUUUUUAAUGGUCUGGUCCGUUAAAAAGUAGCUGGGAUACUUUCAGAAUUCAGUGGCCUGAUGAGGCGAUGUUUCUUCUGUUAGUUACCACUGAAAGUGUUUAUUGUCCAUUGUUGGGUUCAUGAAAUAAAUUACACACAUUGUUCUUUCAUGUAUUUAUUUCUGCUUUAGAUUCUUAAAUAAAUUAUGUUCUUUA